Molecule: messenger RNA, 939 nt
Organism: Cryptococcus amylolentus CBS 6039
Lineage: Eukaryota; Fungi; Basidiomycota; Tremellomycetes; Tremellales; Cryptococcaceae
Exons: 1
Coding region: 1-939 (312 amino acids)
Source: RefSeq, a predicted model, not a curated record
AUGUCUCGUUCAAGAUUCAAUAGCAGGGAAGGCCCCGAUGAACGACUGUCCGAGGGCAGUAUUCCCGGCCUAUUUUCACAAAUCGCCACACUGCCAGAACUCGCAGUCACCGACCUGGUGAGCCAUCCCGACGGCUGGAGUUUCCAACCAAGACCUGUGAACACAGGCCUCGGCCUCUCCGAGCUCGAGGCUUCCCUCAACGAAACAUUCAGCGCAAGUCGCUUCCACCACCACUCGAGGCGCAUGAGGCUCGAGCUGCAAGACCCACUCGUUUCUCAGCCUUUGCUCAAUAGUGACGACCCUGGGAUACUGGAUCUCUACAAAGCCCAGCCCAUUUCGGCUAUCGAGUUUGAAAUACCGACAGCCCACCCUUUGGCCGAGGUUAGAACCUCCCCAGGCUGGCAUGAGGGCGCUCGAGUGAUUGACACAACUACGUUUGUGGACGAACCUGUGGUGUCGUUCACCACUGACGUAACAUGCUUCCACCCCAGUCCCGUUACCGUCGCUGAGAACGGUCCUCUUCGUCACUUGUCCGACGUCUAUAUCACUAAGGAACCCAUGAGGAUCACCUCAAGCAUCACCUCGUGCAAGAACCUAUUCGACUAUAUCGAAAGUCAGCGCCUGUGCGGUUGGGAGGUAGAGACAGACUUGACAGGACCCGGUAACGAGCAGAACUUACCCUUUACCGCUAGAAGAUGCCCGGAAAAGCCCGACAUUACCAUCUACGAUGCUGAUAUUUCUGUCAUGAGAACUGACAGGAAAGGGGACCCUCGCUCGUUCAGUAGGAGGGUCACGUAUGACCCAUCUCUCAAACCGGUGACGAGGCCAGAAGUGGAGGACGAAUAUAGAUUUACGACCAUUCGUCAAUCUCAGCCUGACUUUAUCCAAGGCGCGACUUUUCUUGUGUCUUCUAAGGAUCUUGCGCGGGGAGGAGCGUGA